Molecule: messenger RNA, 421 nt
Organism: Ceraceosorus bombacis
Lineage: Eukaryota; Fungi; Basidiomycota; Exobasidiomycetes; Ceraceosorales; Ceraceosoraceae
Source: the annotation of a GenBank genome assembly
AUCUUUGAAAGAGUUGCUCGUGCGCAAAGACGAGGUUAGAGAUGAGUGUAUGCUGGGGUGGAUGGGGACGCUCAGAGCGAAUCGGCUGGUCGAAAAAUGACGAUGGGCACGUGGGAUUGGAAUCCCACUGAUGCUGUAUGCAGACCCGCGACUGCACUUUCACGCUUCUAGCCCUUGGCUUGCUCGUGCAGAUGAUACCUGACUUGCUAUGCUGCGUUCUUCAGGAGGCCAGGGCUGUUCGACUUGCAGGAAGGCGCUGUGGACGUUAUCGUGUGAAUGCAAGGCCUCAAGUAUCAGCCUGCCUCGCGACGAUGAAGGCGGGAAGCUGCUCUUCAAGCCGCAAAUUUGGUAGCUGCUAUGAGACUCGGUGAUGCCUUUCAGAGGUCCGCGCAAAGAGAAGUGCGAAGAUUGGGAUGGAUGG